Molecule: messenger RNA, 1797 nt
Organism: Rodentolepis nana
Lineage: Eukaryota; Metazoa; Platyhelminthes; Cestoda; Cyclophyllidea; Hymenolepididae
Source: the annotation of a GenBank genome assembly
AUGGAGUGGGGCUCUGGUUAUUUUGCUUACACGGAACUAUUUGCUAAAGAAGUAAUCGAUUGUAGUUCACAAUACGGCGAAGAUGGUAGAACAGCCUUUGUAGCUGAAAAUCUUUGUGGACCGCCCACUAUUUAUCCUAAUUUCGAAGAUUCAACUCGUUCUUGUGCAUUCCUUAAUUAUGGAACUCGUUGGGAAUCUUUUCCGGGAUCGCUGGAGCCCAUCUCAGGUGGUCCCAAGACCUAUUCUAGUACCGAUUAUGUUGACAUCUUUUUCGAGCGCCCCCUUAUCGUUGUCAAAUUGAAGAUUUAUGAAACAUUUUUCCCUGGUGCAGUGGUUGCCAUACGUGCUUGCUAUAGAGAUCAACCUGCUGGUAAUCCAGUCAACACUCGUGGAAUGUACUGGGCCACGUUGUGGGAGUUGCCAUCUCAUGAAAAUCUACCAAAUCUUCCCGCUAUCGAUUUCGAUAAAUCAAUUGUCGCUGCUGAUUCUGUCAAAGUCUCGAAAUUGGGAAAAGCGAGAAUUUUUGAACCACUUCUUUAUAAUAUACCCAUUGUAAUGACGGAUAUAAUCAGAAUUGAGUUCAAUGUCCGUCGCUGCGUGUAUCAUACUCAAAUUGAUGCUGUACAAGUAAAGGGUUAUGCCCCAAUAAAUGAACAGGAGGCCAAAGUUCGUAUGAAAAUGGGAGGAAGAGGAGGGUUGGUCUCCAGAAAGGAACUAGAAUGGUAUCUUGCAAUCCUUGAAGAGCGUAAUAUUCAGCAGCGUUUGAAUCAUCUUUCAUCUAAAAAAUGUUCAUCUUACCUAGAUGAAAUUGAUGAAGAUGAUUGCGGAAGGCCUUCUAUGGAAAUCGAUUUAAUUCAAAACUCCACCCUCUGUCCAAUCUCCCUAGCAAUUGAAAGAUUUCCGGCAUCCUUAACUUCAUCAGCUCUAAUGCGACAAACAACGCUUUCAAUUCGUGAUAAUCCCUUUAAGAGUCAAUCAAAUCAAUUUUCGCGUCUUCCAUACCAUAUCCUUUUAGAGAUUUUCAGUUACCUUGAUCUUCCGACUCUUUGUCGAAUAUCAUCGGUUUGUCGAGCCUUUCAUCACCUUGCUGAUGAUACCCUAUCUCGAAUGUCAAAUGUCAAUUUGCAGUCAAUGUGGUUUACCAUCACGGAUGGAAGUCUGGCUGUACUUGCUAGACGUAUUCGACGUCCUCGUAGUCGACAUUCCUCCGAAAGUAAAUUACGUUCCGGUCGAUCAGAAAGAGAUCAAGCUCAAUAUGCUCAAUUUUGUAGUUUUAAUGGAAGAGGAUUGGAGCAUCAUACUACUCUCGUCUCUGGUACAAACACAUCGGAGAGAAUUCGUACCACUUCGAUGAAUGCUGGUGAAGAAGAGACCGGUGGAUUUACAAGCUCUCGAUUAAGGCGCCUGGAUGUUUCUUGGUGUGGAAAUUAUCAUUCUAUAUCUCCCUCCGGUUUUUGUAAAUUCUUAGCUGAUGUUGGACGGAAUUUGGUUACUCUGCGACUAUCCUCUUGUCAAAUGGUUAACGAUGAAUGUCUUUUGCAUGUUAUCAAUACCUGUGGCCAGCUUAAAGAGCUUGAUCUUUCAUCGUGUCGAGCCAUUACUAGUGGAGGGUUUAUCCCACUGGGUCGAUUGAUUGGUCUUCGUUGGUUGAAUCUCUACCGAACACGUGUGGCCGACGCGGCAUUGCACAACUUGGCCAAUCUUUGCCAACAUCUACGCCAUUUGAACUUGGGCUCCUGUGGUGCUAUUGAAGAUGCUGAUACCGUUAUCACACAUAUCAUCACCAAUAACCCGUAA